UGGGGCCCGGGCGCGCGCGGGGCUGAGCCCGCCGCUCCGCGGCAUGGCCGGCAUCAUCAAGAAGCAGAUCCUGAAGCACCUCUCCCGGUUUACCAAGAAUCUCUCUCCAGACAAAAUCAACCUGAGCACCUUGAAAGGGCAGGGGCAGCUGACCAACCUGGAGCUGGAUGAGGAGGUGCUGCAGAAUGUGCUGGAGCUGCCCACCUGGCUGGCCAUCACUCGGGUCUACUGCAACAAGGCAUCCAUCAGGAUCCAGUGGACGAAGCUGAAAACACACCCAAUCUGCCUGUACCUGGAUAAAGUGGAGGUGGAGAUGCGGACAUGUGAGGAGCCUCGGCCACCCAAUGGACAGUCCCCCAUUGCUCUGGCUGCAGGUCAAAGUGAAUAUGGCUUUGCUGAAAAGGUGGUGGAGGGGAUGUUUAUUGUUGUCAAUUCCAUCACUAUCAAGAUUCACUCCAAGGCUUUUCAUGCAUCUUUUGAGCUAUGGCAGCUCCAAGGCUACAGUGUCAAUCCAAACUGGCAACAGAGCGACCUGCGACUCACCCGCAUCACGGACCCCCAGAGAGGAGAGGUUUUGACAUUCAAAGAGCUCACCUGGCAGACACUUCGGAUAGAAGCAGAUGCCACUGACAAUGGUGACCAGGAUCCUGUUACUACUCCUCUGAGACUCAUUACCAACCAGGGGAGGAUCCAGAUCUCCCUGAAGAGAAGGACCAAAGAUUGCAAUGUGCUGGCAUCCAAGCUGAUGUUUCUCCUGGACGACCUGCUCUGGGUGCUGACAGACUCACAGCUGAAAGCAAUGAUGAAAUAUGCAGAGUCUCUGAGUGAAGCCAUGGAGAAGUCUGCUCAGCAAAGGAAAAGCUUGGCACCAGAGUCUGUACAGAUCACACCACCUGCUCCAAGUACCCAGCAGUCCUGGUCUCAGCCCUUUGGAGUCAGCCCAAAUGCAAGUAGCAUCAGUCAAUACUUUGAUAAGCAUGACAUGAAGGAGUCCUCCUACCACCUCCUCAUCUCACGCCUGGAUCUGCAUAUCUGUGAUGACAGCCACACUCAGGAGACAGGCACUUUAAAGCAUGGGAUGCUGGGAGGUGCCAUGCAGCUGACCUUCAGGAGGAUGGCUUUUGACUAUUAUCCUUUCCACAGGGCAGGAGAUGCCUGCAAGCAUUGGGUGAGGUACAGUGAAGCAAUGGAAACACGGGGACAGUGGGCGAAGGAGUUGGUCAGUGAAUUUCAAAGCAAGAUUGAGAAGCUUUAUGAAGAAAUGGACCCUGCAUUUGCCAGGACUCCACUUUCCCCCUUCAAAAAGAAACCAGAUCCUUCAUUGAGUACUCAUAAAAGUCCCUCAGAGAAAGGCCGUGGACCUCCCACAAGUUUGCCCCGACUCAGGCACCCUCCUUGGAACCGGCUUCGAUCCAGCUGUGUGGUGGUUCGAGUGGAUGACCUGGAUGUCCACCAGGUUUCUACACCUGGUCAACAAAGUAAGAAACCCUCCAUGUUGCUUUCCUGUAGUAGAAAAUUCCUCAAACUUCCUCAUCAGGUCUCUGCAAUCCAUGUUGAGUUCACAGAGUAUUACUUCCCAGACAAUCAGGACUUUCCAGUUCCAUGCCCAAAUCUGUAUGUACAACUGAAUGGCCUGAUGCUUACCCUGGACACAGCAAGUGUGCUCUGGAUGAACCUCUUCUGCCUGGAUCUCUGUCGCAGCUUGGAGCAGUUCAAAGCCAUCUACAAGCUGGAGGACUCGGGCAAGCGGGAUGAGCACUUUGAUGUUCGGCUGGACGGCUUCAAACUGAAGCUGAACAUCCCUGUGGAGAAGAAAGUCUGUGACCAUCCGGAUCGUCCGCAGAGCCUCUGCAUCUGCAUGUCAGAGGUGACUGCCACCAACACCCGCCACGCUCCCUCCUGCACCUGUCAGGACCUCCAGAGCCUCUUCCGUCAGUUUGCCAGCUCGGAAUUCUUCCACUCCAGCUACACUAAGUUCCCAAGGUCUCAGGACAAUUUCAGUCUCCUCCACACCCUUUUCCUGCGCCAUGCCUACGAGGUGGAUGACAGGCCUCAGAAGCAGCCAGGCUUUCCCCAGCUGCUACGCAAAACCUCUGCCUCUGAAGAUCUGUGGUCUCUGAAUUUCACUGAGCUUUCCCUGGGCUUUGAGGGAGCUGAAAGCUCCAAGGGCAGAGCCCUUAGCUUUAUUGACCCUUUUCCCCUUUCUAUUUGGGCCUGCCUUCCCAAGAGAUGGAGGCAAGCUCAGAUAGCUAAGCGACAGGAAUUGGCUGCCCCUGAGUUGAAAAUCAAGCCCUCUGCCAGCUUUAGCCAUCACUCCAAGAAUGAGAACCUUUCCAGAGAACAUGGGUUUUGUCAAAGAUCAAAGACUGACCAGGAUCUGAAGAACAUCUCCAAGGUCCGAGAGACAAUGGAUGUCUUGGGGGAAUCUGACUGUGAAAUGGAUGGUGGAGUAGAUGAUAAAGAGCUGGAAGCCUCUGCUGAUGUCCAUGUCCUUGUGUCCUCCUCUGUUCAUGUCAAAGUUCGGCUCAACCACUACCAGUACUUGGUGCUACUCAGGAUGAAAGAAGUCCUGCAAGCACUACAGGAGCAGUUGGCCCAAGAUACCCAGGAAGUGACAGGGUCUCCUCUAGACCCCAUGUCUGCCUGUGUAGGAGUUGUGUUCCACAGUGCUGAGGUGGCCCUACUCAUGAAUCCUGCACCAGGCUCUGCCUUGGAACCCAGGUCCCUGGACUCGGACACAACAAGCUUGAUUGAGUCGGAGCUCUCGCCUUCAGACAGCAAGGAGGGGCUGGUGGCUGAAGAGAAGGGACUGAAAUCAGAGACCAGUUCAGAGAAGGGAGUAUGCAGCAUCUCAGAGGCCCUGGAGGACAGUGGGAUUGAAAAUACAGGUCCCAGUGUAACCACUGUACCACUGGAGAGACUUCCAAGAUCCACAAGUGAUGGAGUUUUGAGUACAGCUCCACACAGUAAGAGCAUAGAGGAGAAAGGUUUGAUAGAGGAAGCCCAUGAAGCUGUGGAAGCUCUGGUUGCAGAAAGACCAGCAGAGAGCAGCAGCCAUCCUCAGAGCCCUCCUGCCCUCCCUCCUAGCCCAACCUCAGACACACAGCCCUUGGGAAGGGGAAACGCUGCUCUCAAUGGGCAGGCAGAGCUCAUCCCUUUGAAGAACAUCGAGGUGGAGCUGUCUAGUGCACUGCAUAUCACCAAGGAUGCCACAAAGGAAGCUCUGCACGUCACUAUGGACCUCACCAAAGAAGCCAUGUCUAUAACAAAAGAUGCUUUGAGCCUGAGCCGGGAGAAGAUGACCUCCACCAUGCAGAAGAUGCUCUCCCUCCCCCCAGCCAAGGAUUCUGUGCCCAAAGCAGAAGAGGGAGCAGUGACUCCAGGUGGGGGCAGCAGCAGCCGAAUGAGGUUCUUCUCCAUGAAGAGGACAGCAUCCCAGCAUUCCUUUGACACCACAUCCGUGGAUGGGAGUGGCCCUGAGGAUGGGCUGUCUGUGGACAGCGAUGGCAGCGAUGGUUUUGUGAUGCUGACAGACUCUGAACCCAGCCUGGACCCUCUUCCCUCAGGGAAUCUUCCUCAGGUCCACAGUGACACAGGCAGCAGAGCAAGCCUGAUGGCAGAGGACGAGGGCAGAGUGUCUCCUGAAAUAAACAGCUCCACUUCCCAGAGUGAAGACCCCAGCCUUCAGCUGGUGUCUGUCCUUGUGUUGAAGAUGAGUGAGGUCAGCUGUGGAAUAGAGGCACGAGGGGAUGACUUCUCUGUUGCUGUACAAGUGAUGAACGUGGUUCCAGAGCAACUGAGCAAUGUUGGGAUGUGGCAGUACCUGCGUGGCUACCUGGCUCUAGGAGAUCCAGGUGCAGAGAAGCCUUCAGCCCCUGAAGCUGGUCAGACCCAGCCAGACGUGUGUUUGCGUCUGGAAGCAGGACCUGGUGCUGCUGUGCACUCCCCCCUGGCUGUGCAGAAUGGUUUCCUCCAGAUGCUGGUCCACAGUUACACAGCAGACUUCUUCAUGUCCUUCCUCACCAACCUUGGCCCUUUUCUCGAGGAUGAAAUAAUUCCAGAGGUGAUCCCCAUGGAGAUAGAAGUUGUGGAUGCCAAAAUCACGUUGAAGGAUGACAGCCCCCAGGUGUACCCCACCUCCCCUGGCCCUGUUCCCAUCACCUUGGCAGUGGAUCACGUCAUUGUGAAGCGCAGAGAUGAUGGGGUGUUCUACCUGACAGCCCCCCAAGGGGAGAGCUCAUCUAAACUGGAAAAACCUGUGGCAGCUCUUCAGGAGGAGAAGGCCCCAGUGGAGAGUGUCCCAGGCCCAGCAGCAGGACUGCAGUUAAAGGAAGUGCCAGAGUUGCAAAAGGAGCUUCAGACCAUGAAAAUAGCCCUUGCAGAAGCCAACCUGGACAAGGCUCGUCUUCUGCAGGAAGUUAGGAAAUACAAUCCCCUCUUCCAGCUCUGACAGGGGAGGCUCAGGCUGCAGCUGCCCAGGAGGAGAGGAGACCAGCACCAGCACCAAGGCGGCUACUUUGAUUCUGUUGCUGCUAAACAGGUCGACCUCCUGGAGACUGAUGGCCUCGAGGAAUGGAAACCAACUGUGAUUGCAAAAUAAAGCUGAGAGGGGGAGGGAGGAAGGAUGGUAGUGCUGUCAGCCAUCACCUUUCAUGGUGACAUCUAGAGAUGGUCCGUGUCGGAGUUUCUGCUUCUUUCAGCCUUCUUCAUUGUGUUCUUGCCCAAUCAUCAUGCCAAGGAGCAUAGCAAGAGGAGCACAGUGGCUGCACCAUGUCAGGAGAGGCAGAGAACAUGUCAGAUGGCAGAAAAUACUGCUCAGCUCAGGUGGGGAAGUACAAGACUGUCAUAGGAAAAACAAACAGGAGGUUGGUGGGUGUGGGAGAUGGAGAAGGGGCUUCCACCCAUGGAGGAAGGGGGCUACAGCUCAUUAUUCCCUCAAGAACAGUCAGGAUAGUAAAGAAAUCCCUUCAGCCUUCUUUUUCACUGGUAAUUUGUGGUGUCAAGACAGACUAGUUAGUUUUAUUAGAUUCAGUCUAGUUCAUUCUCACUUAACCCCAGCAUGUUUGGCUUUAUUGAUGCAGAAAAACAAAGGAAUUAAUUUAUUUCAUUACAAAGUGCUGUUUAAACUUAAUUUCACUGUCAAAAGAGCAGGGGGGAAGGAAGUUGGUGAAGUCAUGGAAUGAGAUGACCUGUGGGUUUUCUUUGGGAUAGGUCUUCAAACCAUUGUAUGCCAGUUUCACCAGUGGCCAGAAGAAAAACAGUACUGGUCAUACAAGACAGUAGCUGCUUGUCUUGCUGCACGGUUGUGUGUUUUAAUUAGCACUGAGUCUUAAAUGUCCUUUUAGCAGGGCUGUUGGUGUGUGGGGCAGGGGAAAGGUGCUGAGCAGCCUCCUGGUGGAGCCUGACAAUGUUCACUGGUCCGUGUGGAGAUGGAGCAGGAGCUGUUGGGUUGAGCAUGGUUUGUGUUCUCACCUUUUCUUGGAGCUGCUUCCCUGAAGAGGAGGGAGUCUCUGUGGUCAGUGACUGACUUGAUUUAUAAAGAAGCAGCCUCUAUGAGUGUGGAAGGGGAGAAAAGAAAAAAAAAAAAAAAAGGAAACCCUGGUAUAUUAGGAAGUAAACAGUAAUUUUAAAAUGUCAUUUUUGAAUGGCAGGAAUCAAAUCCAGUCCUGAGAGCAAAUGGUACCUGGUUUCUUGACCUGGUCUGGGCCAUACGAGGUGAUGUGCUGAAGCAGGCAGCUGAAAGGGGCAGUGGUGAAGGGAGAAGCUGCUCCAGAGAACUUGCUCCUUGUCCUGAUAGAGGGGGGGUCUGAUUUGCAGCCCCUCAGUGCUGUGGCUGAGCACCCAUUCCCUCCCCUUACACACACAAUCCUCACUCUCUGCAGUGUGGCUUUUAUCUUAGUUCAGACUUUGAUUUGGGUUUUUCCAGAUGUGUUUUGUGUUUGUGUAAAGGUCCCACUUUUCAUGCACAGGCUUUUUGGUGCCUGCAAGACAGGUAGUGACUGCCACACACUGAGUGCUAGGGAAAGAGACAGAUUCUCUGUGGUUUUCCUUUAAUAAUCAGAUGAAAACCUCACUUGGCUAUAAAGGUCAGAUAACCCUUAUUCUGUUUUUUAGCUGAACACCCCAAAACUUUAAGGUAUUCUUCUAUUUUUGUUCCAUUUUUACUCCACUGCAAUUAGUUUAGCUAAAGUAAAACAUUUUAAUCCUUCUCCCUGUGCAAGGAGCAGCCUCUGAUUUACCAGCCACGAUGAGUUGAGGCCUGGAAACCACACAAAAGCAAGCAAAUAACUUGGGAGUUUUUUGUUUUUUCUCCUGUGCUCUUACAUACUUGUUCCUUUGCCCAGCUCUGGAGCUGUGGAGCACUUCCCCUUAACAAGCACCCCUGAGAUCAUUUUAGUUCUUCCUUGGCUCUAGAGGCAACAGGACCUACUGGCAGCCCCAGGCCAGCUGUGGAGGCACUGCUGCCUGUGGUUUGUGGGGAGCCAAGAGGGAAUUCCUUGUGGUUGUUAGCUUUCCCUUUGAAAAAUGAGGGUAUGUAAGAGAGGGAUGGUGAUUAAAGCAACUGUCACUCUGAAGAUCAUCACCUGAAUUCUGUGUUUGACUCAGUUAAACUGAAGGUAGCUUUGAUCUCUUGUUGGAAUGAGCUCUGGUGAGCCAGGUGUGAGCAGAGCCCUGGGACUCAGUCCUGUUUGUGCCAGGGGCUGACUGAGCAGGGUCUGCAGAUGGAUAUGGCAGUGGAGCCUGAUCCUCCCUCCAGAACCUCUGGAAGCAAAGAGCCACCAACUCAUUAAAAGUAAUGGCCUGUGGCAGAAGUGGGGGAGCUGAGCUCUGGGGGAGCUGAGCUGCAGGAGGCUUCACACUCCCCCUUAGCCUGGGCUGGCUCCAGGAUGUUUGGAUGCUGCCUCCUCCAAGGGAGAGGGUUCCUCCUCCACCUCCUCCUCCUCCCUGUUAAGACAGCCCAGCUGUUUUCUCUGGGGCACAUUCAGAGACCCAGGCCCUGCUGGCUGCAGCCGGUGGUGCUGCCUGUGCUGGGGAAGGCCCCGGAGCAGAGCCUGCCAGGCCUGUUCCCAAGAGGAGAAUGCACUUUGAAUUCUUUAAGCAUCAGCAGGCAUUUCCUUCACCAGUCCUGCCUCGUGCAUCGAAGAGUUCAGAGUCAAAGCAGGGUUCUGAAAUGUGAGUUAACCUUCCAAAGUAAGAAAGAUUCUUGCUGUGAGCAGCUCUCAGAGCAAGGAGGUAACAAGGCCCCUGCCUAUCUAGACCUGCUGUGAAACAAACUCCUCACUCCAAGCUGCACAGAGCCCACCCAGGCAGAAGCUGAACUUUGUUUAGUCAAACCUUUGUGCUUCUGUGCUUGCUCCCUCUUCCCCUGUGAAGCAAGAAACAUUAGAGUGCUUGGUGGGAUGCAAUGGUUUUCUUACUUUUUAGUCACUAAUUGCUUGAAAAUGGAAGGUUUCUUUUCUUCUCUUUCAAAUUUUGGUGACUUUUUGUUGGAGUAGGUGUCCAGCUUCAUCUCCAGCCAGCUUGGGAAGUGAGGAGGGUGCAGGUAUUUUUAGUGGAUGUGGUGCCUCCUUGCUGUGUCACACAACCCCUUCCCCUCCCUCCCUCCCAGGGCUGCAGACUGGACAGAACUGGGGCCAAGUCGUUUACAGCAAAUUUCUUGCUCCAGCAACUCCAGUCAACUGGUUUUGUUCAAGAAUUAAAGCACUUCCAUUGUUUUAAGCACCAGUGAAAAGUACUGUACAUCAACACCCACAUCUUUUCUGCAGGGCACAGGUGUGAGAGGAUAAACUCCUCUCUCUCCAUGAAUGGUGAGCAGCAAAGUUUACUUUUUAGAGCCUUUUAUUUAAGGACUCAGUCUCUGUUGUGAUGAGAGCCAACUUCAACCUUGGUGUGACCCCAGCAGUGCCCCUGGGAAGGGCACAGGGCCUCAGCACCUCUUGCAUUUCAUCAGGAGCAGUGUGUUCACAGGGGACUUCUGAUGUACAGGGGGGUCAUGUGCAAAUCUGAACUUGAACUUGAGUUUUAGGCAGUAUUGGAACUCUGUUGCAGUAUAUUUCCACUCAUGCAUUUAUUGGUUCUAUGAACCAUGCAAAGAAAUUAAACUUGUUAACCUCCA
Messenger RNA from Apus apus (common swift), 8116 nucleotides. RefSeq names its product bridge-like lipid transfer protein family member 3A (gene BLTP3A). Gene Ontology annotation, molecular function: histone deacetylase binding. The transcript has 21 exons. The coding region runs from base 44 to 4450 and encodes 1468 amino acids. NCBI's taxonomy places the organism in Eukaryota, Metazoa, Chordata, Aves, Apodiformes, Apodidae. The record is from RefSeq and is a predicted model, not a curated record.